Molecule: messenger RNA, 1100 nt
Organism: Olea europaea var. sylvestris
Lineage: Eukaryota; Viridiplantae; Streptophyta; Magnoliopsida; Lamiales; Oleaceae
Product: peroxidase 27-like
Exons: 5
Coding region: 1-1020 (339 amino acids)
Biological process (GO): hydrogen peroxide catabolic process; response to oxidative stress
Cellular component (GO): plasmodesma; plant-type cell wall
Molecular function (GO): peroxidase activity; heme binding
Source: RefSeq, a predicted model, not a curated record
AUGAUAAACCUUAAGAAGAAUCACAUCAGAGAGAGCCAUGCACUGACAGAUUCAAAGGGUUUUGCUUUUGCUUUCAAUAUUGUUGCAAAUGGACAAAGUCUGAAAGUAGGGUAUUACCAGGAAACAUGCCCAGAUCUUGAACCCUUAGUUAAAGAGAUUGUAGACCAAGUCAUCUCUAUAUCGCCAACUCUUGCACCUCCAUUGUUAAGAAUGCAUUUUCACGAUUGUUUUGUUAGAGGCUGUGAUGGAUCAGUGUUGUUGGAGUCUCCAGCAAAAAAAUAUGAGAAGGAUGCUGACUCAUAUUUAAGUUUAAGAGGAUUUGAAAUUAUAGAUCAAGCGAAGGCUGCAGCAGAGAAAGUGUGCCCCGGUGUCGUUUCAUUAUAUGAAAAAAUUCAAUUAGAUAAUGAAGAUAUAUUCAGGGUUAUAAUUGAAUUCUAUGUUUAUCAGGUUAAAGGGCCAUUCUGGGAAGUCGAAACUGGACGAAGAGAUGGAAGAGUAUCGAUUAAGAGCGAAGCCCUACAUAAAUUGUUAGCACCCUUUUCAAACAUUAGUACUUUAAAGAAAGGGUUUAAGAAGCGCGGUUUAAGUGUCAAGGACCUCGUAGUCUUAUCAGGUGGACAUACAAUUGGGAUUUCUCAUUGCUCAUCCUUCCACCACCAUCUCUACAAUUUCACUGGAAGGUUUGAUACCGACCCCAGUUUGGAUAGUAAGUACGUAAAAAAACUUAAGAUGAAAUGCAAGCCUCGAGACCAGAACUCAAUAGUGGAAAUGGAUCCCGGAAGUUACGAGACCUUCGAUGAGUCUUAUUUCAGACUUGUGGCGAAAAGAAGAGGGCUUUUCGAGUCAGACGUAGCUCUACUAGAUGACAUUGAAACAAAAGCAUAUCUCAAAUUUCAAGCUCUAUCUCAUGGAUCUACGUUCUUCGAAGACUUUGGGGAGUCGAUGGUGAAAAUGGGCAGAAUUAAUGUGCUUACUGAUAAAGAAGGUGAAAUCAGAAGUGUGUGUACUAAGGUUUACUAAGAACACAUGAGCAUGUUUGGUUGUGAUUAAAAGUUAUUUUGAAGAAAGUAAAUUAAGCACAACUACAUGUGCAUGGUCAU